AUGCUUAGAGCUUUCAGAAAAAGUGUACAUCCUCGUACACAAUUAAUAAGAGCAAAUGUUAAAAUAAAUAUAUUCAAAACUUUUGCAACUGCAACUGAUACUUUUUUACAAGGUAAUAAUUCAAAUUAUGUUGAUGAAAUGUAUGAAGCUUGGAGAAAUGAUCCAUCAAGUGUUCAUGCUUCUUGGAAUGCUUAUUUUAAAAAUAUAGAGAAUGAUAAUGUAAAACCAAGUCAAGCUUUUCAAGCUCCUCCAACUUUAGUUCCAACUGUUUCUGGUGGUACUGCUAGUUUUUACCCGGGGCAAAAUCCAAUAACUGAAGAUGUUGUUACUCAUUUAAAAGUUCAAUUAUUAGUUAGAGCUUAUCAAGUUAGAGGUCAUCAAAAAGCUAAAAUUGAUCCAUUGGGUAUAUCUUUUGGUGAUCAUGCUUAUGUUCCAAAAGAAUUAACUUUAGAUUAUUAUGGUUUUACUGAAAAAGAUUUAGAUAAAGAAAUUACUUUAGGUCCUGGUAUUUUACCUAGAUUUGCUCAAGGUGGUAAAAAAUCAAUGACUUUACGUGAAAUUAUUGGUAAUUGUGAAAAAUUAUAUUGUUCAUCUUAUGGGGUUGAAUAUGUUCAUAUUCCAAGUAAAGAACAAUGUGAUUGGUUAAGAGAAAGAAUUGAAAUUCCAAAUCCUUUUAAAUAUUCCCAAGAUCAAAAAAGACAAAUUUUAGAUAGAUUAAUUUGGUCAACAUCAUUUGAGUCAUUUUUAUCAACUAAAUUUCCAAAUGAUAAAAGAUUUGGUUUAGAAGGUGCUGAAGCUAUUGUUCCAGGUAUGAAAUCAUUAAUUGAUACUUCUGUAGAAUAUGGUGUUGAAGAUAUAGUUAUUGGUAUGCCACAUAGAGGUAGAUUAAAUAUGUUAUCAAAUGUUGUACGUAAACCAAAUGAAUCAAUCUUUUCAGAAUUUGCUGGUUCAAAAGAAUUUGACGAAGGCUCAGGUGAUGUUAAAUAUCAUUUAGGUAUGAAUUAUGCAAGGCCAACAACUUCAGGUAAACAUGUUAAUUUAUCAAUUGUUGCAAAUCCGUCACAUUUAGAAGCUGAAGAUGGUGUUGUUUUAGGUAAAACAAGAGCUAUACAACAAUAUAAAAAUGAUAUUGGUGAAUUUAAAAAAGCAAUGAGUGUUUUAUUACAUGGUGAUGCUGCUUUUGCUGCUCAAGGUGUUGUUUAUGAAACUAUGGGUUUUGCUAAUUUACCAGCUUAUUCAACUGGUGGUACAGUUCAUGUUAUUGUAAAUAAUCAAAUUGGUUUUACUACUGAUCCAAGAUUUGCAAGGUCAACUUUAUAUCCAUCAGACAUUGCAAAAGCAAUUAAUGCUCCAAUUUUCCAUGUUAAUGCAGAUGAUGUUGAAGCAUGUACAUUUGUAUUCAAUUUAGCUGCUGAUUGGAGAGCUACAUUCCAUUCAGAUGUUAUUAUUGAUGUUGUUGGUUAUAGAAAACAUGGUCAUAAUGAAACUGAUCAACCUGCAUUUACUCAACCAGUCAUGUAUCAAUCAAUUGCAAAGAAAAAAUCAGUUAUUGACAUUUAUUCAAAACAAUUGGUUGAUGAAGGUACUUUUACUGCUGAAGAUAUUAAUGAACAUAAAACAUGGGUUUGGAAUAUUCUUGAAGAAUCAUUUUCAAAAGCUAAAGAAUAUCAACCAACUUCAAGAGAAUGGUUAACAACACCAUGGGAAGAUUUCAAAUCACCAAAAGAAUUAGCAACUGAAGUUUUACCACAUUUACCAACUGCUGUUGAUGAAGCUACUUUGAAAAAAAUUGGUGCUGCUAUAAGUGAAGCUCCAGAAGGUUUUGAAAUACACAGAAAUUUGAAAAGAAUUUUAAAUACAAGAAAAAAGACUGUUGAAGAAGGUAAAGGUAUUGAUUGGGCAACUGGUGAAGCGUUAGCAUAUGGUUCUUUAGCAUUAGAAGGUUAUCAUGUUAGAGUAUCCGGUCAAGAUGUCGAAAGAGGUACAUUCUCUCAAAGACAUGCUGUUUUACAUGAUCAGAAUAGUGAAUCUACAUGGACCCCAUUAUCAAACUUGAGUGAAGAUCAAGGUGUUUUCAAUAUAUCAAAUUCAUCAUUAUCUGAAUAUGGUGUUUUAGGUUUUGAAUAUGGUUAUUCAUUAACUUCACCAGAUGCAUUAGUUGAAUGGGAAGCUCAAUUUGGUGAUUUUGCAAAUACUGCACAAGUUGUUAUUGAUCAAUUUAUUGCUGGUGCCGAAUCCAAAUGGAAACAAAGAUCUGGUGUUGUUUUAUCAUUACCUCAUGGUUAUGAUGGUCAAGGUCCAGAACACUCAUCAGGUAGAAUUGAAAGAUAUUUACAAUUAUGUAAUGAAGAUCCAAGAUAUUUCCCAAGUCCUGAAAAAUUAGAAAGACAACAUCAAGAUUGUAAUAUGCAAGUUGCUUAUCCAACAACUCCAGCAAAUAUUUUCCAUCUUUUAAGAAGACAAAUGCAUCGUCAAUUUAGAAAACCAUUAAUAUUAUUUUUCUCAAAAUCAUUAUUAAGACAUCCAUUAGCUAAAUCAGAUUUAAGUGAAUUCACUGGUGAAUCUCAUUUCAGAUGGAUUAUAGAAGAUAUUUUAGGUAAUAGAGAUGAAGUUAAAAAAGUUGUAUUAUGUUCUGGUCAAGUAUUUGCUGCUUUAAGUAAACAAAGAGGUGAUGAUAAAUCAGUUGCAAUUGUAAGAUUAGAACAAAUACAUCCAUUCCCAUAUGCACAAUUAAAAGAAUCAUUAAGUUCAUUUAAUAAUGUUGAAGAUUUAAUAUGGUGUCAAGAAGAACCAUUAAAUAUGGGUGCAUGGUCAUUUGUUACACCAAGAAUUCAAACAACCUUGAAAGAAAUUGGUAAAGACUUAGAAUUAAGAUAUGCUGGUAGAGACCCAAGUGCUUCAGUUGCUGCAGGUUCAAAAGCAAUGCAUUUAGCUGAAGAAAAAGAAUUUUUAGAACAAGUAUUUAAUUAG
Messenger RNA from Insectozyma verbasci, 2970 nucleotides. Lineage: Eukaryota; Fungi; Ascomycota; Pichiomycetes; Serinales; Debaryomycetaceae. The record is from the annotation of a GenBank genome assembly.